This is a messenger RNA of Ostrea edulis (European flat oyster), 371 nucleotides long. Its product is annotated as serine protease inhibitor Cvsi-2-like. NCBI's taxonomy places the organism in Eukaryota, Metazoa, Mollusca, Bivalvia, Ostreida, Ostreidae. The transcript is spliced from 3 exons. Bases 87 to 350 code for a protein of 87 amino acids. The record is from RefSeq and is a predicted model, not a curated record.
AUCUUACACUCACCUUGACAAAACUCGCCACGAUCGGGAACCAGUGUAUUUAUAACCAUACGUGACGGGGCAGCUCGGCAUACAACAUGAGAAAAGCACUCGUUCUUGCUCUUGUUUCGGCGUACAUUGGUAUUGCGGUCUUUGAGACCUGUACUAAUAACAAUGACUGCAGCAACACCACUCAGUGUGACAGCGUAACCGAAGUACAGUGCACCAACGGAACAUGUACCUGUGAACUCAGAGAAGGGUUUUGUGACUCGAGAGGUGACUGCUUGAACAUGCAAAACUGGUUUUGUCCCGCCGAGCUCAGACACUGUAUUGAUCAGCACUGCCGAUGUCGCUUUAUGUGAAAUAAAUGCUUAUAAAGAUUG